AUGUCUUCUCAAAUUUUACACGAUCUGGCCAUGGACCAAGCGGACAACCGCCGACCCAGCGUCAUAUCGGCUCCUUAUGGGCAGGCUUGCACAAACUGCGCUCGGGCAAAGCAUCGAUGCAUCUAUCGCUCCGAUAGUCGACAAUGCGAAAGAUGUCGUCGAUUGGAGAAGGAGUGUAUACCGUCCGUUUCGGCGCGAAGACUGGCUGCCAAGCACCAGAUGGGGCCUCGCACAGCAGAUUUGGAAGAAAAGAUUGAGAAUCUCAUGACACUUCUCCAGAAUCAGGCGGCUACAAAAACAGAAUCCCAUGUUAAUCCGUCUCCAACACGCAUCAGUACGCCGGCGCCAAGUGGAGAUUUUCGCCACAGCGGAAGUGGCAAUGAUAGUUCUGUAGGCACUGGUGCGAGCCCAGAAUUAGCUGGCCCUGGUCACUCGGAUUUACUAGCUCUAGGAGAAAGUGCCUAUCGCCAGAGGUCACAGCUCGACAUCCUUACGUCGGCUUUCGAGCCCCAGCUGCACCAGGCCGAGGACUGUCUGGAAUACUUCCAUUCCAGCAUGCUGACCUCGUUCCCCUUUGUGUAUCUCCGCCCAGAUAUGACUGCAAGGCAGCUCCGUGAAUGGUAUCCGUUCUUAUGGGUCAACAUAAUGGCUGUCACGUCCAAACACGUGACUAACCAGGACUUUUCAAUGACAGACAGCAUCAAGCGCUUCGUUGCACAGAAGGUAGUUGUAGAUAAUGAAGCUAACCUAGACCUUCUACUGGGGUUGCUCGUUUUCAUAUGCUGGUUCCAUUGCCACCACAAGGGCAAACUAUAUAUCGCUGUAAUGGUCUCGCUUGCGUACUCGAUUAUCACGGAGAUGCAAUUGAACAAAGGGCCACUAGAAACACAAACUAUCGCCCCUUGGACACAGAUACCACCCCAAGACGCGAAGACCACGGCAGGACGACGAGCCAUGCUAGCAUACUUUCUCUUGGUUUCUCAGGUCUCUCAUACAAAGAAAAGUAUCGAUGUACCGGAGUGGAAUCCCUAUCUGGACGGGUGCCUCCAAGCAAUAUCGCAGCACCCAGAAUGGCCUGGCGAUGAGCAGCUCGCAGCUCAAAUUAAGAUACAGUUGCUUGUUGACAAAAUAAGCCGGGGUCCUUGGAAGAAUCAAGACUUUCUCCCAUCCAUAUCCUACAUAGGAGGACUUCAGUCGCAAUUGGAGAAAAUAAAGGCGCAACUCCCCCGAUCCCUUACUCAAAAUGGCAACCCAAACUACCAGCGCCAGCAACUACUUGAGGCGCAUCUCACGACUAUAUCGCGUAUAUUUGACCAAUUUUUUGCUAUCUCCCCGGAGCAAUACCCUGGUGUUAUUUUUACCCGCUGGUGUAAGAUGGCCCACUGUUUGAUACUCCUGCACCACCUGCACGUUCUCGACGACCCGUCGUGGGACCCGGCGACGGCGCGCGAGCGAGUUGAUCUUUUCGCAAUAGGCGAUCGCCUGGCCAGCAUCCUGGCGGAAGCCGGGGGCAGUGGCAGAGGUGCGCUGAGCUCGACAGAUGACAGCAUGUCCAUCAGAUUCUCUAGGAUGAUCCGAUCCAUGUGUAAUGCUUGGUGGGCCGAAUUUCAGUCUUUAGAGCGUAGGCAGCAGUCUGGUGGUCGCCACUGGCAGUCGCAAAGCCUAUGGCGAGCCCCGAACAUAGGUAUAGCUACAGGAAUACGAGGCAAGCUUGCACAUGGAGGAAUGACGCCAGCCCCUCCUUUUGAAAUGAUAUCUGACGAUGUAUGGCUGAAUGAAAUGCUUGAUAUGGCAUAG
Molecule: messenger RNA, 1797 nt
Organism: Talaromyces rugulosus
Lineage: Eukaryota; Fungi; Ascomycota; Eurotiomycetes; Eurotiales; Trichocomaceae
Exons: 5
Coding region: 1-1797 (598 amino acids)
Biological process (GO): regulation of DNA-templated transcription
Cellular component (GO): nucleus
Molecular function (GO): DNA-binding transcription factor activity, RNA polymerase II-specific; zinc ion binding; transcription cis-regulatory region binding
Source: RefSeq, a predicted model, not a curated record